Eutrema salsugineum is the source of this 775-nucleotide messenger RNA. RefSeq names its product CST complex subunit TEN1. Gene Ontology annotation, biological process: negative regulation of telomere maintenance via telomerase. Gene Ontology annotation, cellular component: CST complex. The record is from RefSeq and is a predicted model, not a curated record. Gene Ontology annotation, molecular function: single-stranded DNA binding; telomerase inhibitor activity; telomeric repeat DNA binding. Bases 245 to 622 code for a protein of 125 amino acids. The transcript is spliced from 4 exons. Lineage: Eukaryota; Viridiplantae; Streptophyta; Magnoliopsida; Brassicales; Brassicaceae.
AUUUAAGAUAGCUUCAACACUUUUAUCUUCCCCCAUUUCUCUUCUUCCAAAAGCCCUAGUUUCUAUCUCUCAUCUCUAACCUGAAGACGUGUUGUCUCUCUGUUUGUCACAGAGAGUUUUUAGGUAACUUCAAAGCCGCGUAAUAACAGGAAAGAGGGAUCAGAAUCAGCUGGAAACUAGAGACUGAUUUUAUUGAAAGACAAGAAUUGGUUUUUUUUUUGGUGUUUGUCGGAAACUAUAAUCGAUGGCAUAUUCUCGUAUUGAAUCUGGAGCUCCAAUCACUCUACAAGAAUUGUACCCUUCUUCUCCGUUUUACAAGGAAGCUGUUUCACUCAGAGUUACAGGAAUGCUGAGAGGAUAUUCAGUUGAAACAGCUAUAGGUGUUAUUGAAGAUGGAGGCAAAAGUCUCAAAAUCAACGCUCAACACUUAAGAGAUCUUAGUUUACGGGUUGGCUCGAUUUACCAGUUUAUCGGAGAGAUCCACAUUCAGCCUAAUAAUGAGGCGAUCUUGCAGGCUCGGACAGGAAGGAAUGUGGAUGGAAUUGAUAUGAACCUCUACCGUAAAACAAUUGAACUCCUUAGGCAGUUUCUUGAAGCAGAAGAUAACAGAAACAUGGUGUAAUUAAGCUAAUUAUUAGAUGUCAUCUAAGUAACAUAACCCACUUACAAUUUUAUAUUAUGUUCCUGUCUAAACUCUUUGUUCGCUUUUAGAUGAAUCACCCUUGGUGAUUUAUUUUGGUCUGCUUUUAAUAUGAGCAAUCUUUUGAAAAGAAUA